UUCUUUAUAGGCCUUCCAGGUGGAAACCCAGCGCUCUGGGGUCUGAGGCUGGAGAACCGCGAGUUCUAGGCCAGCCUGGGCUACCUGGGAAACACCAGCACGCGCACACAAACACAGUUAAAGGCCGCCUUGCUUAUCUGCUCCUCCCGUUUCGGAUCUUGGCAGUCACGAAGCCUAUGGACUGCCACAAUUUUUAAAUUAAAAAAAAAUUUGCUGCGUCCACGGCGGGACUGGACCUUGGCUUGCUUCUAUUUACUUCCGAUGUCACCACCAAUUUAUUUACUUCUGCUGUCACUCCAACAAGGGGAGGAGGUGCCCGGCAAAAUCCUCAGGGCCAGCUCAUGCCCAAAGCCAGACCUCUGACCUGCCCUGCGCCCCGCCCCGGGUCAGCCUGGUUCCUUCCGCUUCAGUCGACAGGACGCGGAAUCCGCAGGCCAAAACCUCCCGGACACCAACCAGGGGACUCGGACACCCGGCGUCCCGGGCGCCACUUAACAGCUCCGGCUCACGCGGCGCUCUCCCGGCUUCCGGCUCCCGAGGGCGGCAUGUCGGUGACGCUGAGCGUGGAUCCCGCGGGCCCCCGCAGCUGGGACGAGCCCGUGCGCAUCGCCGUGCGCGGCCUGGCACCCGGGCAGCCCGUCACGCUGCGCGCGUCCCUGCGCGACGAGAAGGGCGCGCGCUUCCGCGCCCACGCGCGCUACCGCGCCGACGCCGGCGGCGAGCUGGACCUGGCGCGCGCGCCCGCGCUGGGCGGCAGCUUCGCGGGGCUCGAGCCCAUGGGGCUGCUCUGGGCGCUGGAGGCCGAGCGGCCCUCGUGGCGCCUGCUCAAGCGGGACGUGCGCACGCCCUUCGCCGUGGAGCUGGAGGCGCUGGACGGCCACGAGCCCGACGCCGGGCGGCCGCUGGCGCGCGCGGUGCUCGAGCGCCGCUUCCUGCCGCCCGGGGUGCGGCGGGUGCCGGUGCGCGCGGGCCGGGUGCGCGCCACGCUCUUCCUGCCGCCAGGUGAGGGGUGCUUUCCUGGGAUCAUCGAUUUGUUUGGAAGUGGCGGUGGCCUUUGUGAAUACAGAGCCAGCCUCCUGGCUGGGCAUGGUUUUGCUGUGCUUGCGCUGGCUUACUUCAGGUUUGAAGACCUCCCUGAAUAUUUGAGUGAUCUGCACCUGGAGUACUUUGAAGAAGCCGUGGGCUUUCUGCUGCAGCACCCAAAGGUAAAAGGCCCUAGUGUUGGACUUCUAGGUUUCUCCAAAGGAGGUGACCUGUGCCUCUCAAUGGCUUCUUUCUUGAAGAACAUCACAGCCACUGUAGUUAUCAACGCCUGUGUGGCCAACACAAUAGUUCCUCUGCAUUACAAAGGUAUGGUUAUUCCUUGCAUCAACACUGACCUAACAAAGCAAAAAAUUACUGAGGAAGGCCUUUUAGACUUGGUGGAUAUUUGGGACGAUCCGCUGGAGGAAUCUAACCACCAAAGUCUUAUUCCACUGGAAAAGGCCCAGGGACCCUUCCUGUUUAUUGUUGGCAUGGAUGAUCACAACUGGAAGAGUGAAGUCUAUGCUCAUAUAGCCUGUGAACGGUUAGAAGCCCAUGGAAAGGACAGACCCCAGAUAAUCUGCUAUCCAAAGACUGGUCACUGUAUUGACCCGCCUUACUUUCCUCCUUCCACGGCCUCUGUGCAUGCGCUUUUGGGCGAAGCAGUGUUCUAUGGAGGUGAGCCAAGGACUCACUCAAGGGCACAGGUGGAUAUCUGGCAGCAAAUUCAAACUUUCUUUCAAAAAUAUCUUGGUGGUAAAGAACCUAUCAAGCACAGUAAAAUAUAACAUUGCAGUCAUAGACCAAAUACUAUUCAUAAAAAUUCUAACUAUCCAACUUCUGAUAUUA
This is a messenger RNA of Jaculus jaculus (lesser Egyptian jerboa), 1872 nucleotides long. RefSeq names its product acyl-coenzyme A thioesterase 6. NCBI's taxonomy places the organism in Eukaryota, Metazoa, Chordata, Mammalia, Rodentia, Dipodidae. Gene Ontology annotation, molecular function: fatty acyl-CoA hydrolase activity. Gene Ontology annotation, biological process: fatty acid metabolic process; acyl-CoA metabolic process. The coding region runs from base 342 to 1811 and encodes 489 amino acids. The transcript is spliced from 3 exons. The record is from RefSeq and is a predicted model, not a curated record.